Molecule: messenger RNA, 1656 nt
Organism: Penicillium olsonii
Lineage: Eukaryota; Fungi; Ascomycota; Eurotiomycetes; Eurotiales; Aspergillaceae
Source: the annotation of a GenBank genome assembly
AUGGCUUCGAGACGGACUGAACGUACCAAUGACAUCCACUUCGUUAAUGCCAGACCUGCCUCCGAGAUAGAGAAGCUCAAAGCCCAGCGUCAGGUUCGCGCCCAUGUCGGUAGAUGGAUCUCGGAUCAGACGAAAGAUCGCGAACCCCGUCAAGCCCGCUAUGCCGUCGUUGCGCGCAGGACCAUCAUUCCUCCCAGACCCAUCCGGGAUGUUCCCUUCCCGCCCUCGCACGGAAGCGACAGCAGCGACAGCAGCAGCGAUGAGGGAAUGUACGACGAGGCCCGCCUAGUCGAUCGCUGGCACAAGCUGCCCGCCCUGCAGCGGUUGGAGCGGAAUAUCUCCGGCAUGUUAGAUCCCUUCGAUACAUAUCCGACCUCAAAAGCCUUCGAUCCAGAAACCAUCGAUAUGUCAGAACGGUACAUUACGGGGGUCGUGUGGCCCGGUCUCACGCCCCGCCCCGGUCACGUCAAGACCCCCGGAAAGUCGUGGUUCGAGUUGUCGAUGGCCAACCCCGAGUUGUUUACCGCGUUUAUGUUCGGCUCGCUGUGUCACCUCCGCGUGCAAUGGCAGAACAGUUGGAUACCCGCGGCGACCUUCGGCGCGAAGCAGCAGCGCGCGCUGCAGCUGAUCGAGAUGGAGUCGAUCAAGCUGAUCAACAAGGCGGUGCGCAAUCCAAAUCCCAAAAAGGCCGUCAGCGAUGCGGUCCUGUUGAGUGUGAUCUGUAUGGCGCAUCAUCAGGCCGAGGAGGGAGUGGUACAACAGCAUCGGAGGACCCCGUUCAACCCACCCUUCCCGCGCUUACAGUGGAUUGAUGUCUAUGGGUGUCUGCCACCGAACAUGAUUCAUAUCAAAGGCCUAGUCCAGCUGGUCAAGCUCCGGGGUGGCCUGGCAUGCAUUCCAACCGAGGGCCUCGCGGCAACAGUCUCAUUCUCAGACAUCCUCACCUGUAGCGUAUUCUGCGUCAACCCGAUAUUCGAGUUCUGGCCCCUCGCCGAAUCGCGCAAGGGUAUGGCCAUCCAGGAAAUGCUCGGCUUCAGUCCAGCAGAUAUCGCGCACGGGUUCGGCCGCCUCCAAACAAUCGGCGCCACCAGCGAAAUGGCCGAGGCCUUCCAAGCAGCGCAUACCUACGUCACAAUCAUCAAAGCAAACCCAACCUCCGUUCGCGACGUCUCCCUCCUAGCCGACCAACGCAACCUCACCCAACAUACCCUCAUCUCUCUCGCUCCGGCAUCCGACCUCCAUGCCUUCUUCUCCCUCACCCACUCAGCAACCUAUGAAGCCUGCCGCCUCGCAGCUCUGAUCUUCGGCGUCGGCGUCCUCUUCCCCAUCCCCGCUCAAAAUACCCCCCUCCACCGCCUCGCCCGUCUGAUCCAGGCCGUCCUCCACCAACCCACUGCUUCAGAACUGUGGUCUUCCCCUGCUACUCGUUUCCCGCUCCUCUGGAUCUUGACACUGGGCGGCAUCGCCGCUAGCGAUACACCCGAGCGCGUGUGGUACACCUCCGCUCUCCGCGACAUGACGUCCAAAACAAAUAUCCAUACCUGGGCGAGCUUGAAGGCUGUUCUCGAGUCGAUGCUUUGGUAUGAUGCUGCAUGCGAUGUUGCCGCCGAGACCCUUUGGUAUGAGUCUCAGUCGCUCCAUGGCCAUAUCGAGUAA